CUCGAGCCGGUGGCAGCAGCGGCGGGAGCGGUGGAAUCGCAGUCGGGGACCCCACUCUCCCCCACCCUACGGUCCGGACAUGGACACCAGGUGGUGGGCGGUGGUGGUGCUGGCGGCGCUGCCCUCCCUGGGCGCAGGCGGGGACCCCGAGGCCUCCCCGGAGUCGUGGACGCAGCUGUGGCUCUUCCGCUUCCUGGUGAACGCCGCGGGCUACGCCAGCUUCAUGGUCCCUGGCUACCUCUUGGUGCAGUACUUCAGGCGGAGGAACUACCUGGAGACAGGCAGGGGUGUCUGCUUCCCCCUGGUGAAAGCCUGUGUGUUUGGCAAUGAGCCCAAGGCUUCCGAUGAGGUCCCCCUGGUUUCCAGGACAGAAGCAACAGAGACCACCCCGAUUUGGCAGACCCUGAAGCUGCUUUUUUGUGUAAUAGGGCUGCAGGUGUCCUAUCUGACUUGGGGUGUGCUGCAGGAAAGAGUGAUGACCCGCAGCUACGGGGCCACAGCCACAUCACCUGGCGAGCGCUUCACAGACUCGCAGUUCCUGGUGCUGAUGAACCGAGUGCUGGCACUCAUAGUGGCGGGCCUCACCUGUGUUCUCUGCAAGCAGCCUCGGCACGGGGCACCCAUGUACCAGUACUCCUUUGCCAGUCUGUCCAAUGUGCUUAGCAGCUGGUGCCAGUACGAGGCUCUCAAGUUCGUCAGCUUCCCCACGCAGGUGCUGGCCAAGGCCUCCAAGGUGAUCCCUGUCAUGCUGAUGGGGAAGCUGGUGUCCAAGCGCAGCUAUGAGCAUUGGGAGUACCUGACAGCUGGCCUCAUCUCUGUAGGGGUCAGCAUGUUCCUGCUGUCCAGUGGCCCUGAGCCCCGCAGUUCCCCAGCCACCACGCUCUCAGGCCUCCUCUUACUGGCGGGCUAUAUUGCCUUUGACAGUUUCACUUCCAAUUGGCAGGACGCUUUGUUUGCACACAAGAUGUCAUCUGUGCAGAUGAUGUUUGGGGUCAACUUCUUCUCCUGCGUCUUCACAGUGGUCUCGCUCCUAGAGCAGGGAGCCCUCCUGGAGGGGACCCGCUUCAUGGGGCGGCACAGCGAGUUCGCAGCCCAUGCCCUCCUCCUCUCCAUCUGCUCUGCCUUCGGCCAGCUCUUCAUCUUCUACACCAUUGGCCAGUUCGGGGCAGCUGUCUUCACCAUCAUCAUGACCCUCCGCCAGGCUAUUGCCAUCCUCCUCUCCUGCCUGCUCUAUGGCCACACUGUCACUGUAGUGGGUGGGCUGGGGGUGGCUGUCGUGUUUGCUGCCCUCCUGCUCAGAGUCUAUGCCCGAGGUCGGCUAAAGCAAAGGGGUAAGAAGGCUAUGCCUGUUGAGUCACCUGUGCAGAAGGUUUGAGGGGCCGAGGGUUAAGUGUCAGGAUUGCCAUGUGGCCAUUUCUCUGGCCUCCUACUCUAGCUUGAGCCCCUGGCUCCAGGGUAGAUGCAGUACUUUCAGGCUGGCUCUUGUGGAUGAGGUGGGAGCCAGGAGGCAGCCUCCCUUGCCUUAAGCCACCUGUUCCCCAGGCAGGAGUCCUGUGGCAGUCACUUACCAGACCAAGUCUGGGCCAGCUGUGGGCUAUGCCACCAGCCCUCACCUUGGGGGUCCCCACCUGACCAGCCUUUCUUACUCUUGUGAGAAAAGCACAACGCAAAUGCUGCUUCCCAGGGGUUGGACUGAGUAAGGCCCUGUGCUGGCAGUGGGCCAGCCCUGCCCAGUGCUUGCUCCUGGGCUGAGGCUCUACUGGAGUCAGGCGGUUUUGGUACUUUGGAGAUGUCACUUUUUGCUCUUAUAAUUUUAUUUUAUUAAAACUGCUGCAACAGACUUGGCCCCAUGUUUUGGUUGCCUGGAGGGGACAGCAAGGGCAGUUAUCCCAAGGCAGCUAAUAGCCUGCCUUUAGCAGCUGGCUUGCUGUGCUCAGAACAGCAAGGUACUCGGGAUCAAGCAGGGAAAGGAGAGCAGAACUGUAUAAAACUCCAUCUUCUUUAUUUCGCAUACUUUAAUUUCAGAA
This is a messenger RNA of Octodon degus (degu), 2027 nucleotides long. RefSeq names its product solute carrier family 35 member B2 (gene Slc35b2). Gene Ontology annotation, cellular component: Golgi membrane; endoplasmic reticulum membrane. Bases 80 to 1375 code for a protein of 431 amino acids. Gene Ontology annotation, biological process: transmembrane transport. The record is from RefSeq and is a predicted model, not a curated record. Gene Ontology annotation, molecular function: 3'-phosphoadenosine 5'-phosphosulfate transmembrane transporter activity. NCBI's taxonomy places the organism in Eukaryota, Metazoa, Chordata, Mammalia, Rodentia, Octodontidae. The transcript is spliced from 4 exons.